UUCGCGACGAACAUGAAAUUCCUGCUGCCUGUUCUGAUCGCGCACGUGUUACAGUGCGUGGCAUCGAGAUCGAACAGCGACAGUAAGUGAAAGUGCGUUCGCGCAGGUGAUCGAUGUGAUUUCCUUCUUCGUUCGACAGGUUAUCAGGAGGAUUCGUUCAGCGUGUUUGGCUGGAUCAGUUACUUGAAACGCUUAUCUCUGAUAACGUUGAUGAUUUCCGGUGUCGUCCUCUAUUACGUCCCCGAAUCGCGACCACAUGCGAGGAAAAUUUGUCGAGUACUGAUCGAUCUCACGGCGGAUGGUUUGAAAGCGGUGCUGAGCACGCGCGAGGACGAGCAAAUUUACGAGAAGAUCAAGUCCAAGUAUCAUCGGGCUAAAUACGAACAAUCUUUGGCGGCUCAGAAACGUGUCUCGAGGGAGGUACAAGACGAUGAAGAUUUCGAGUUGAUGGAGAAGAAUCAAGGGAAGAGGGCGAAGAUGUUCGUCGAUGGUGAUGGAUUACUGAUCGGGAGCAGAGAAAAGAAGAAAAUAAACAUGAAACAAUGUAAAGAGCACCGACACUCUCGUCAACGUCUGCGUAGCAGUUUCGUUAAAGACAUUUCCGGCGAGUCCUCGACGGAAGUGACGAAACCAGUCUACUUCUAUUCUGACAAACUGGAGGAUUUAUCAAAAUAUUUCAAGAAUAGUCUGUACGGUGCGAAACGACCCAGCGAGGCCUCUGUUGAAAAUUAUGCGCUUCUGAUCAGCGGCAGUCCACAACAAAUGGCAAUGUUAGAUGAAAAAUACGACAAAGAUGAUGUGGUCAUUGUACAGGAUCCUUAUGUCAAGCUAGAAUACAGGGAAUGUGGUACUUCGACUGAUAAACUCUCCUCGAUAGCGGAAGCUUCCGCCUCGGAACAGGAAGGACCUACUAGAGAUUAUAAUGACCAUCCAACAGAACCGGGAAUGGAGUCGUACGUUAAGGAUGUUGACUUAAACUCAAUACCUGAAGAAGAUUCUAGAUUCCCAGUCAAUAAAUCAUUGUAUCAGACGAGUGAGUAUCAGUGCGGUGGUGAAUGUUGUGAUAACGGAUGUUCUGAUAUUCUUGGUUCUUCAGCUGAUACAAAGAAUGUACUAAAAUCAUCUCGAAGCACGUUGAGCUCGAAAUUGCACAAAAAGAUAGAGGAGAACAACGAAAACUUGCAAGCCUUAAAUUACACAAAGUACAAUCACGAAGGUGGUCGUUUUAUGAAGUUAAGUAGUUUGAACAGUCGUAAAGUGGAUUUUCGAAAAGAAGAUAAAAUAGAUCAUUCUCAUCAGUGGCAAGAAAAUGGACAUCAAUACGAAAGUACAUGUAGAAACGUUCGAAGGAAUAUUUCUAGGACCAAUAAUCCAUUGAAAAGUUCCUGUUGUAACGAUGUUUCUUAUUUCACUGAUCGAAGCGGAGAAGCUGAUGAUGAAAUUUCACAUCUUGGUGAACGAGUAACAGUGAAGCAUGAUCUUGAUGAAAAACCUCAGAGGGAAAAUUAUUUCUACAAAAGAAAUUCAGACGAUUCGAUUUUUGAUCACAUUUGCAACGAGUUUGAGACGGAGCCUAUUUUGAAAAAUCGAGUGACACCUGCCUUAAUCCGAGCGGUAAAUUGGAUUUUCGGUGGUUGUCCGGAAGCGAGGAAAGUCGGAAAGGAAGGAAGUCCCGAAACCACUGGCGAGUGGCUCCUCUAA
Messenger RNA from Osmia bicornis bicornis, 1701 nucleotides. RefSeq lists its product as uncharacterized. The coding region runs from base 211 to 1701 and encodes 496 amino acids. Lineage: Eukaryota; Metazoa; Arthropoda; Insecta; Hymenoptera; Megachilidae. The record is from RefSeq and is a predicted model, not a curated record. The transcript is spliced from 8 exons.